AGCGCCUCUUUUUUGAACUCCAAUUUCAAGUUAUAUAAAGAGCAUCAAAUAUCGCUUCGUAGUUCGUUUUCUUUUUCUUUUUUACAGAGCAAUCUAUUCUCUUUUUACAACAUGACUCAGGACCAAGAAUACCAAGAUUUCCUUAACGAAGUCGAAGAAGUGAAGAAGUGGUGGGCUUCUCCUCGUUUCGCUCACGUCAAGCGUCCCUACACUGCCGAGUCUGUUGUCUCCAAGCGUGGUACCUUCAAGCAGACCUACGCUUCGUCUGCCCAGGCCAAGAAGAUGUGGGACCUCAUCACCAAGAACAAGGCUACUGGUGAGACCACCUGGACCUUUGGUGCCCUUGAUCCCGUCCAGAUCACCCAGAUGGCUCCCCACCUCGAGACCGUCUACGUCUCUGGCUGGCAGUGCUCUUCCACUGCUUCCACCAGCAACGAACCCGGCCCAGAUCUUGCUGAUUACCCCAUGGACACUGUCCCCAACAAGGUCCAGCACCUCUUCUACGCUCAGUUGUUCCAUGACCGCAAGCAGCGCAAUGCCCGUUUGGCCAUGACCCCCGAGGAGCGUGCCAACACCCCCAAGAUCGAUUAUCUCCGUCCCAUCAUUGCUGAUGGUGACACCGGUCACGGUGGUAUCACUGCCGUCAUGAAGCUCGCCAAGAUGUUCGUCGAACGCGGUGCUGCCGGUAUGCACAUUGAGGAUCAGUCUCCCAGCACCAAGAAGUGCGGUCACAUGGCUGGUAAGGUCCUUGUCCCCAUCCAGGAACACAUCAACCGUCUUAUUGCCAUCCGUGUCCAAUACGAUAUCAUGGGUGUUGAGAACUUGAUCGUUGCCCGUUCCGAUGCCGAAGCUGCUACUUUGCUUACCUCCAACAUUGAUGUCCGUGACCACGAAUUCAUUGUCGGUUGCACCAACCCUGCCCUCGAACCCUUGGCUCAGGUCAUGACCGCCGCCGAAGCUGCUGGCAAGUAUGGUGCCGAGCUCCAGGCUGUUGAAGAUGAAUGGAUCGCUCAGGCUGGUCUUAAGCGUUUCGGUACUGCUAUUGCCGAAGAGCUCCAGAAGCAGGGUAAGGCUAAGGAAGCCGAAGAAUUCUUGGGCAAGAUCCACUACAAGUCCAACAAGGAAGCCCGUGAAAUUGCCAAGGAAUACGGUGUCGAAAUCUUCUGGGACUGGGAUCUUCCCCGUGUCCGUGAAGGUCUCUACCGCUAUGAAGGUGGUACCGAAGCUGCCACUUCCCGUGCCAUUGCCUUCGCUCCCUACGCUGAUAUGUUGUGGAUGGAAACCAAGAAGCCCAUUCUUUCGCAGGCCGAAAAGUUCUCCAAGGGUGUCUUGUCCGCUUCGCCCAACUCUUUGUUGUGCUACAACUUGUCUCCCUCCUUCAACUGGGAUGCUGCUGGUAUGACCGACGACGACAUGAAGGUCUUCAUCAAGGAACUUGGUAAGCUCGGCUUCGUCUGGCAAUUCAUUACCUUGGGUGGUCUCCACGCCAACGCUUUGGCCACUGCCACUUUCGCCAAGUCCUACAAGGAAGAGGGUAUGUACGGUUACGUCUCCAAGAUCCAGCGCCAGGAACGUGAACACGGUGUCGAUGUCCUUCAGCACCAGAAGUGGUCCGGUGCCACCUACGUUGAUGAAGUCAUCAAGGUUGUCACUGGUGGUGUUGCCGCCACUGCUGCCAUGGGCAAGGGUGUCACUGAAGAUCAAUUCGGCAAGAAAUAAGCGCUUUGAACCGCUCUUGCAACCCCUUUAUUCCAUGUUUAUUUCUCAAAACUGUAUAGUAUAAAAAUAUGAGGGAACAUUUUACAUUAGAUCGUUCUCAAUUAUUGUCAAAAAAUUGCUUUUCUUUUCCCUGUUAUCCUUUUCAAUAAAAUCAAAAGGUCAAAACAAAUAGUUGCAA
Radiomyces spectabilis is the source of this 1897-nucleotide messenger RNA. RefSeq names its product isocitrate lyase. The coding region runs from base 112 to 1719 and encodes 535 amino acids. The transcript has 3 exons. The record is from RefSeq and is a predicted model, not a curated record. Gene Ontology annotation, biological process: carboxylic acid metabolic process. Gene Ontology annotation, molecular function: isocitrate lyase activity. NCBI's taxonomy places the organism in Eukaryota, Fungi, Mucoromycota, Mucoromycetes, Mucorales, Radiomycetaceae.